AUGUACAGCCCGACUCCCCCACCCCCUGUACCACCCCCGAAGCCGAGCAGCCACGACGCCAGCCGUCUAGGUACGCCCGCCACCACUAGCUCUCCUCAACCACCGGCCCCGAUCCCGGAUGACACAUUCUUGAGAUCUAUGGAGGGGAGGGACAAGUCGCUGGCUACUAUGGAUGCGUCGGGUUUGAUCCCAGCCUCGGCGUCCAUGACCAGAGGGACAGAGCGAGAGGUCAUACCGGAUCCCGGCGACCAGUGGUUGCCAAAGGUUCUUGAGGAUAAAUCGAAACAAGACCUUGCCGAAAUCCUCUCCAACUCAGCGGCUCUCGACGCUCUUACACACGCACCUUCAACAGCACACCCAUCCCUAACCUCAACCCGCGAUGCGCUCCUCGCCGCGCUGGACGAUAACGUCGCCCUCGCAAGUCACCUCACAGAGCUCGAGGCGCACCUCUCCCAGCAGCGCGCGCAAGCGCAAGCACAACUCCUAUCGACGCACGCCCUUGAGCGCCAGUGGCGCCAGAAGCAAGCCGAGAUGGACACCGCGCUCGCGCCGUUCGCGCCCGCAGCUCUGUACGCGAGGCUGGGCCAGAGCCUGGCAGAGCAGGAGGCCGUGUGUCGCGCGCUAGAGGAGAGCUUUCUGGAAGGAGGGGGGAGCGAAGGGGCUGGAGGUGAGGAGCUGGCGACGGAGAGGGAGACGCUGGAUUGGGUGAGGCGGUACCGCGAGGCUAAGAAGCUGUUUUAUCUCCGCCACGAGCGACGGGAGAGGUGGAAUGAGCACCGCGUUGGAGGCUGGCGUUGA
Daldinia loculata is the source of this 798-nucleotide messenger RNA. RefSeq lists its product as uncharacterized. The transcript is spliced from 2 exons. Gene Ontology annotation, biological process: protein targeting to membrane; ubiquitin-dependent protein catabolic process via the multivesicular body sorting pathway; protein targeting to vacuole. The record is from RefSeq and is a predicted model, not a curated record. Gene Ontology annotation, cellular component: ESCRT I complex. NCBI's taxonomy places the organism in Eukaryota, Fungi, Ascomycota, Sordariomycetes, Xylariales, Hypoxylaceae. Bases 1 to 798 code for a protein of 265 amino acids.